Molecule: messenger RNA, 732 nt
Organism: Eptesicus fuscus (big brown bat)
Lineage: Eukaryota; Metazoa; Chordata; Mammalia; Chiroptera; Vespertilionidae
Gene: HHLA2
Product: HERV-H LTR-associating 2
Biological process (GO): negative regulation of T cell proliferation; cellular response to lipopolysaccharide; cell surface receptor signaling pathway
Cellular component (GO): external side of plasma membrane
Source: RefSeq, a predicted model, not a curated record
AUGGGGGAAACCAAUGGAGAAAACCUACAGGCAGUGCUGUCUCUCUUCCUCAUUCUUAUAAUAUCUCUAAGCGGAUCUCAAAUCUUUCCAGCUUUCUUCAAUCAUUUUAAUACUAUGAGUGAACAAAUAGUCAUUGGAAGACUUGAGGAAGAUGUAAUUCUCCCUUGAUCAUUUGAGAGUGGGAGAAAAAGUCAUAAUUCACUGGUGGAAUCACAUGAUGUUUAUACAUGAUGUCACUACAAAGACAGUGACCAUUUGGGAAAGCAAGAUCCCAGAUACACAACCAGGACCCUCUUCCUCAGUGAAAUUCACAACAGAAAUGCUUCCCUACCUUUCAGAAGAUUAAGCCAUUUGGAUGAAGGAAUUUAUAUGUGCUAUGUGGAAACAACAGCUAGAAAAAUCACAAACCCUUCUUUUUCCCCCUUAGCUUUUGUCACACUGGUGAUAAAAUAUGAAAAGAGGAACACAAACAGAUCCAUCAUAUGUGGUGUGUUAAGUGUUUAUCCUCGUCCAGUUCGUACUUGGCAAGUGGACAAUACAUCUAGCCCUGAAGGCAAUAUGGAAGAAAUUGGGUCUUUUGAUCCUUUUUAUAAUAAGGGUAGAGUAAAUAUCAUAGGAUCAAAUUAAUUUUAUGAAUUUACUAUUGAAAAUCCAUUGCUGAAGCAAAUAUAGACAGGAAGAUGGACAAUGAAAGGUGUUUAUGAGUUGAAGGAAAACAUUUGUGAAAUGUAA